CCCGGCGGCGGGUCGGUGCGGGGCCUCCUCCGCGAUCGCGCUCGGGCGCUGAAUAUUCCUGAAGAAAGCUUGUAUGUGAAAUGUAACGGGCGACUGGUUAAUGAUGAAGAUAUACUGCAGAAUGGAGCCGUUUAUAGUCUGGAACCAAGACUUUGUGGUGGAAAAGGAGGGUUUGGAUCUAUGCUGCGAGCACUUGGUGCUCAGAUUGAAAAGACAACAAAUAGAGAGGCUUGCCGAGAUCUCAGUGGAAGGAGACUUCGAGAUGUCAAUCACGAAAAAGCGAUGGCUGAAUGGGUGAAGCAGCAAGCAGAACGGGAAGCAGAAAAAGAGCAAAGGCGCUUGGAAAGGCUGCAGCGGAAACUUGCAGAGCCAAAGCACUUUUUCACAAAUCCUGACUACCAGCAGCAGUGUCAUGAAAUGGCUGAGCGACUGGAAGACUCAGUCCUUAAAGGAUUGCAGGCGACUUCAAGCAAAAUAGUGUCACCAGAAAGUGGCGACAGUCGGAAGCGUUCAGGUGAAUCUGGAAAGAAUGGAACAAAAUCUCGAAAAAGAAGAUGUUUUUGGCUGGGAUUGGAAGGAUUGGAUGAUCAUGACAGUUCGGAUUGUGAGGAUGACAGUGAAGAUGACUCCCCUCAUGCAUCUGACGGAAGUUGUCCAUCAGGCAGCAGAUAUAAUGAAAAUGCUGGAAACUCGAAUGAAUGUUCAAGCAGCUCUCUGGAUUCGGUAGAGGAUAGUCCAGCUACCAGUGCAACUGAGAAACCCCUGGAGCAGCCAGAAGGUACUGGAAGAGAUCUGCAAGGAGAGACACACACAGGUGGGCAAACUGAAAUUCCAGCUGAAGAAAACAGUAAAAUGACAAAGACCUUGAAGGAAGAGGCCCAAGAAGAGAAUGAAGUAACCCAAGCUUUGAAAGAAGAGGAGCAAGAAAAUGUUUCUUCCAAGGCACAGGAAACGAACCACUUACAGAGCACAGAGGUGAAACCAAUAGACCUACUGGCAUUCAACUCUGCUGCUGAACUGGAAGCCCUGGGUUUAGAUAAACUGAAGAUGGAACUGAUGUCUUUAGGACUGAAAUGUGGAGGCACUUUAAAGGAAAGGGCAGCAAGGCUUUUUUCAGUGAGAGAUGGAAAGAAAUAACCUGAAUAUUUUCUGGAAAAUGUGUAUGACACUGUCAUCACCUAUUUUAAGAAAAAUAGCAAUCCUUUCUUAGCUUUAUAUUGAAUCUCCUUUAACAUGUAUUCCAGUUAUCACAGUUACAACUGUCAA
Molecule: messenger RNA, 1266 nt
Organism: Fulmarus glacialis (Northern fulmar)
Lineage: Eukaryota; Metazoa; Chordata; Aves; Procellariiformes; Procellariidae
Gene: SDE2
Product: SDE2 telomere maintenance homolog (S. pombe)
Cellular component (GO): nucleus
Source: RefSeq, a predicted model, not a curated record